CUCUGAGCUCCUCCCAGUAGCCUGCCCAGACUCAUUGACCAAGGAAGUUCAAAGAUCAGUUCAAGAAGGAGUCUAAAAAGUUCUGGGGCUCCAGGUCCAACAUCUGAUCAUCCCAGAGGAGAACUGCUCCCUGUGAGAUCACACUCCCAAACCUUCACCCUCUCCAGUUCCUGCGUCCUGGAGUCCUGGUGCAAAGGGAGGCCACUGGGACUGCUGUCCCAUAGCCUCUGGCUUUCACCAUGAAAACACAGCAGAAGCAACUGCUUGAAGUGAUAGGCGCUUACCAAUAUGUGCUUACUUUUCUCUUCAUGGGCCUUUUCUGUACCCUUCUGGUCUUCUUGCUCCUUUUUACCCGGCUCUGGUCCUUCUCUUUCCUCUAUUUGGUGUGGCUGUACCUGGACUGGAACACACCCAUCCAAGGUGGAAGGCACAGCAGGUGGAUGCGAAAGUGGACAGUUUGGAAACACCAAAGAGAUUAUUUCCCUAUCAAGCUACUGAAAACGGCAGAGCUGCCAGCUGACCGGAACUACGUGCUGGGUGCCCACCCCCACGGGAUAAUGGCCACAGGAAUCUUUUGUAAUUUCUCCACUGACUGCAAUGCCUUCUUCCAGCUCUUUCCUGGGCUUAAGCCUUGGGUAGCCACCCUGGCAGGAGUCUUCUAUCUUCCUAUCUAUCGAGAAUACCUCAUGUUCAAUGGGUUAUGUCCUGUGAGUCGACAGAGUCUGGACUUCAUUCUGUCACAGGCCCAGCUUGGCCAGGCAGUGACCAUCCUGAUUGGGGGUGCCCAGGAAUCCCUGUAUGCUGCUCCAGGGGAGCACCGCCUGGCACUGAGAACACGCAAAGGCUUUGUGCGACUGGCGCUAAGGCAUGGGGCCUCCCUUGUGCCUGUGUAUUCCUUUGGGGAGAAUGAUAUCUACAGAACCAAGUCCUUUGACCAAAACUCCUGGCAGUAUCGGUGCCAAGUUGCCUUCAAGAGACUUAUGGGAUUCUCCCCUUGCAUCUUCUGGGGCCGUAGUCUCUUCUCAGCCGAAUCCUGGGGUCUGGUACCAUUUGCCCAGCCUAUCACUACUGUGGUGGGCCGCCCUAUCCAUGUGCCCCAAAGCCUCACACCCACCGAAGACCACGUGGACCAUUAUCACCAACUCUACAUGAAGGCUCUGGAACAACUGUUCGAAGACCACAAGGAGGCCCAUGGUGUCCCUGCCUCCACCCACCUUACCUUCUACUAGACCUGAGACCCCGAACCCUGGGCCUGGAGACUUCCACCAAGGCAUGCUCCACUCCUUCAUAAAUGCUAAUUCUGCAGUGAACAUGGCCAACCCCAUCCCAAGGUGCUCCAGAGUGCCCUCCCUCCCCCAGUCGCGGUCUCUGCCCUGACCCUGAGUCUCUUCCCAGUGAAUCUUGGCUGUUUUUUUGACCUCAGUUAAGUCAUUACUCUAUUUGCUUAAGUAUUUACCAACAUAUGUUAAUUAUACACAACAGCACAUCUCAUGGGCCUGGAGAGAUGGCUCAAUAGUUAAAAGCACUUGUUGCUCUUGCAGAAGAUCCAGGUUGGAAUCCCAACACCCAUAUGGAGGCUCACAACCACCCGUAACUCUAGUUGCAAGGGAUCCAUUGUCCUCUUUUGACCUCCACAGGCACUAGGCAGGCACAUGGUACACACACACAUUCAUGCAGGCAAACACU
Molecule: messenger RNA, 1686 nt
Organism: Cricetulus griseus (Chinese hamster)
Lineage: Eukaryota; Metazoa; Chordata; Mammalia; Rodentia; Cricetidae
Source: RefSeq, a predicted model, not a curated record